Messenger RNA from Esox lucius (northern pike), 1875 nucleotides. RefSeq names its product SLAM family member 5-like. Bases 556 to 1452 code for a protein of 298 amino acids. NCBI's taxonomy places the organism in Eukaryota, Metazoa, Chordata, Actinopteri, Esociformes, Esocidae. The record is from RefSeq and is a predicted model, not a curated record. The transcript is spliced from 6 exons.
UUGACCUGUUCAGGAGGACUACGUGAAAACACAUAAACCAAGUCAAAACCACGUCACCAGCUCUUCAGUCCAGCAAAAGUCAUGCAAGCCCUUCUGCAGGCAUAUCUCGCCUACAUCAAAAUGUCCGCACAUGAACACAUGUACAUUUAUAGCAACAUAUCUAAUGUCUCUCUAUCUCUGCCCCUUUCAGUCUCAGUCCCUCCACCACCCCUCUCUUCCUCAUUUGGUCUGCAUAUAUACUUGCAGAGCCCCCUCUAUCAGUAAAACAUCAUGACAAUUAAACACACUAACCCCUCCUCCACUAAACUGACUGUCACUGUAAUACCAAACACUCUAUCUCUCCAUACAUUGUCUAAUUCUGAGGCUGAGAAAAGGGUUAUUUUCAGUGAGCAACUUUAGAUUGUGACUUCCUUUUGAAAUGAACUUACAGGGGUUGCCUGCUCUGACCUCUCUACUUUCUCUUCUCUGUAUGUUUGUUGAGUCAACCGCUACCAGAGACAGAGAGAUAAGGUGGACAGCCAGCCAGAGGAAACAGACAUAAAACGUCUAACAACGAUGCCUGCUGGUCCCUUCUCCUACUGCUUCAGUCAGGGAAUACUACUACUGUCUAUACUCCACUAUGUUGUGGGUGAGUCUCUGUUGAUCCACAAGACAGUGGGGGACUCUGUGGAGCUGCCUGGUCCUUCACCCACAGACGGUAAAGUCACAUCAGUGGUGUGGAAGUAUGGAGGAAAGGAUAUUGCAGAAUACAAUUCAGAUGUUAAAUAUUUCCCUGGAAACCCGUUGGAGGGGAGACUAGAAAUGAACUCCAAAAACUUGAGUUUAACAGUGAAAGAUCUCAAACUGCAAGACUCAGGGACCUUUUCUGUGACUGGUGAAUGGGCCAAAGGUCAGAUUCCCACUAAGACCAUCACUCUGAAGGUCCACGAGCCUGUCUCCAACGUGGUGAUUAUUAAUAAGGUCCAGCUAUUGGCCAACCACUCCUGUUCAGUUCAGAUGACAUGCAAUGCAUCUGGCAACUCCAAACUCAACUAUACCUGGAAGAGAGGGAAUGAGACAUUUAGGGGCAACCAGCAGAUGCAGUUCAUUCUCUCACCAGCAGAGGGAGUCAUCAAUUUAAUAUUCAACGCCUCCAACCAAGUCAGUGAGAAAUCUGCCUCUACAACAGUGAGCUGUGUUAAUGAAACAAUCCCAACAGGGAUGUUGUGGCACAUCAAGUACAUUGGAAUUCCAGUAGGUGGCGCUGUGGUAGUGAUACUCAUUGUAGCUGUGGUCAUUUACAACCGCAUGAGUAAUAAAACAGAUGAUCAAAUAGAGAAUACCAUCUAUACAGAUGUGGGUGACAUUGCAAGGGUCAAAGAUACCAGAUCAAACAGUGAUGUAAUCACAAUGUCUAUAUAUGAGACAGUCGAUGACUAUCCCAAGACUAAAUCCAGUGAGAAUGAGACAUGAAUGCUCUGCUGGUCCCAGAACAAAGAGUCAUAAAAAGGGCUGUAACAUUAAAAGAGCAAUUAAGUGAAUGGAACGACAGUAUAUGGCCUACUUUAUCAUUUGUCCACAUUUUAAAUAAAUGAAACAGUUUUUCUGGGUUUUCUGUCCUAUUAAGCCACAGACUGUGUAUGACUGGAUCACAUUUGGACGUCCAGAUGUUAAUUCUUCCCUCUAAGUAGUACCAGCGAGCUGAACAGAAAGUUAUCUGAGAUGUGGUCAUUGUGACUGAUCAUUCUGUAGAUAGGCCUGAAUUUUCCUGUAUGUGUUAGAAUCUUUAUUUCAAGUAUGUCAGUAUUCCAUUAACUGUUUAUAUGACGAUAACAAACUACUUCAAGGGGUUUAGUAGGGGUCUUUGUAUUAUAUUGCAGUUUAUCUGUCUGUCUA